Fusarium fujikuroi IMI 58289 is the source of this 1926-nucleotide messenger RNA. RefSeq lists its product as uncharacterized. The coding region runs from base 1 to 1926 and encodes 641 amino acids. The transcript has a single exon. Lineage: Eukaryota; Fungi; Ascomycota; Sordariomycetes; Hypocreales; Nectriaceae. The record is from RefSeq and is a predicted model, not a curated record.
AUGGUCGGAGAAGCUUUUGACACAAAUACCCUCUUUUGCGAGCAUGUUCGAAACUCAAGUGGCCACAAACACUUGUUUGUGGAUGAGAUUGCAGAUGAUAACGACUCGGUUUUCACACCAUCUCUCAACUCUGGUCACCAGAGCGCAGAAGAUGAUGUUUUUGGGCCCUUCGAACCAGAUGGAAAUAUCUGUAACGAGCCCUGUUGUCGACAUUACGGUACGGACUACAAGUGCAAGUCUGAGUUCAACCGUCACGCAGACACAGGUGCUCAUCGAACUGCCGCGAAUCUGAACAAAGUCUUGCUCUCGGGCAUCCCAACUACCUCCGCGCUCCAGGCCGAGCAGGAAGGUCUUCGUUCAUUCCGCUGCACUUCCCGCCGCUGCCACCGACACGGGGAAGUCUUUAGUACGGCAAAAUCAUUUUUCAACCACCUGAAAGACGAAGAACAUCGUGAUGGAUGGUAUGUCAAAUUCGACGACGACGACCUCAAUUACAGUAGCGAUAGAGAUGUCUUGCCCGGAAUUCAGUUCUAUGCCGGCGGCAAAAAGGGCAGAUGCGUCAACGAGAAAUGCCCCCGGUUUCGUUUCCAGUUUGACUCUUAUGCCGCUAUGAAGCAGCAUAGCAGAUCACUCGGUCACGCCCGGGCGGAAGAAUACAUGGGGUUUACAGACGCGGACGAAUCAGGCGAAGAAGUCUGGAAGAAGAGCGCGGUACACGGCAUGGAGGUUGCGGAGGAUGGAUUACUCUGGAAAUGCACCAAGCAAGGCUGCAAGAAGUUCAAUGUUGUCAUCAAAGGGCUUGGAAAUGCCAAGAGUCACUACAACUCUGAUACUCACCUCAUGGCUGCGGAGGAGGUCGCCACUUCAUCUGAUGAGUCCGUCGAACAUAUCGAAGGCAUGGAGUCCUUGAAAGACGGCGACGGCUGGAGAUGCCUCAAGCGCGGUUGCCGGAAAUUCAACAAACUAUUCUCGCAUCUGGGCAAUGCCAAGAAGCACGCCAGCGGUGACAGCCAUGCCUUAGCCGAGGAGCCUGACUCUGCAGAUGAGAAUCUCGACGGGUUGGAGUACUCAAUGGAGGAAGGUGUCUGGACCUGCGUUAAACCUGGCUGCAAGCGAAUGAACUCCACCUACCAGCAUCUGGCCAGCGCCCGAAAACACGCCAAUGCUAACUUUCAUGCUCUGGCUGAGGAACCUGCGGAGGAAAUCGUGGAGGACAUCGAGGGCAUGAUGGUUCUGGAUGGGGUGAAUGCUUACAUGUGCAUCAAGUUCGGCUGCAAAGGCUCAGGCAAAACCUACUCCAACGUCCGCUCAGCCAAGUUGCAUGCGAACGCUAGACCUCACAUGACGGCUGGCGAGGUUUCAGCUUUCAUGCCCAGUCAGUUCAACAUGGACUUGUUUGCAACCCCGACGCGAACUCCGAGGAACCUACUGCUCACGCCCAUGGAGACUGAGGAGUCGACCAUUGUUGUCACCCCGGGGAGCCCUUCUGCUGGUCGUGGAAGCAACCCUGCGGGCCAUGCAACAGGCGCACGAAGCAAUGCCUCUGCUCGGACUGCGAAGGCGAUUCGACUACGAGGGCCUUCGAUUAAUAAGCAGGAAGAGCUUGAGAGAAAAAAUCGAGAACUAGAAAGUCGUGUCGCCAAGCUAGAGAUGCAGAUUGGCCAGGUUCUUGGUUUGCAGAGUCCUCAAAUCCAGAACAAUGCGCACUAUGAGAACUCUCAGAUUCAUCAGAGUUCCCAGAUUCAUCAGGGUCCCGAGAUUCACCAGAGUUCCCGGGUAUAUCAGAGUGCAGAGUUGUUUCAGCAGAUGCCUGAGGCUCCUCAGACUUCUGAGACUACAUGCGCGCGUGUUGAAGGUUUAUUCAAGUUCGUGCGGCCAGCGUACCGUCCUAAGAUGUCAAUGCCCGUUGACGAGGAUGAACUGUGA